Nestor notabilis (Kea) is the source of this 1141-nucleotide messenger RNA. RefSeq names its product pseudouridylate synthase 3 (gene PUS3). Gene Ontology annotation, cellular component: cytoplasm; nucleus. NCBI's taxonomy places the organism in Eukaryota, Metazoa, Chordata, Aves, Psittaciformes, Psittacidae. Gene Ontology annotation, biological process: mRNA pseudouridine synthesis; tRNA pseudouridine synthesis. Gene Ontology annotation, molecular function: pseudouridine synthase activity; RNA binding. The transcript is spliced from 3 exons. The annotation marks the transcript as partial. The record is from RefSeq and is a predicted model, not a curated record.
AUGGCCGAGGGAAGCGUGGCUGCUGAUCAGGAGCAACUCCUGAGAAGGGUGCAGGAGCUUGAAGAGGAGGUGAGGAGGCUGCGGGAGAAGCUGCAAGAGGAUGAGAAGGGCGCUGGGAGACCAGAGGCUCCAUCGGCCCCCGGGAAGGGCAAGAAACGCCAACAACGGCCAUUCGAUUUCGGAGCCUAUGGCCGCAGACACGUGGCGCUGAAGAUCUCCUACCUGGGCUGGGGCUACCAGGGCUUUGCCAGCCAGGAGAACACCACCAACACCAUUGAGGAGAAGCUCUUUGAAGCCUUGAAGAAGACACGGCUGGUAGAUGACAGGCAGACAUCCAACUACCACCGCUGCGGGCGGACAGACAAAGGAGUCAGUGCAUUUGGACAGGUGAUCUCCCUUGAUCUCCGCUCCAACCUGCUGGAGGGUCAGAAGCUCAACGGCCAUGGAGGUGCCUCAGGAGGAAAAAGCGAGGAGGAGCUCCGCUACACCCAUAUUCUGAACAGGGUGCUCCCACCUGACAUCAGGGUGCUGGCCUGGGCCCCCGUGGAGCCCGAAUUCAGCGCCAGGUUCAGCUGCCUCAAGAGGACCUACCGCUACUUCUUCCCCUGUGCCAACCUGGACGUGGGGCUCAUGCACGCUGCGGCCCAGAGGUACGUGGGGACGCACGACUUCCGUAACCUCUGCAAAAUGGAUGUUGCCAACGGGGUGGUGAACUUCCAGAGGACGAUCCUGAGCGCUGGAGUGACGUGGGUUGAAGGAGGAGGAGGAGGAACGGGCCCGCAGGAUCCCUUCCAUCUGUGCCAGUUCGAGGUGACGGGCCAGGCGUUCCUCUAUCACCAAGUACGCUGCAUGAUGGCCAUCCUCUUCCUCAUCGGCCAGGGCAUGGAGAGCCCGGACGUCAUCGACGAGCUGCUGGAUGUGGAGAAGAACCCUCAAAAGCCACAGUAUAGCAUGGCAGUCGAGUUCCCCCUCGUCCUCUAUGACUGUGAGUUUGAGAACCUUCAGUGGCUCUACGACCAGGAGGUGCAGGAGUUCAACGUCACACACCUGCAGCAGCUCUGGGCCAGCCACGCCAUCAAAACUCAAGUGCUGCGCAGCAUGUUACAGGGGUUAGAUGCUGCUCCUGUGGCUACUAGCAAAG